GCUUUAAGUAAAGAACACAUGGAGAAUACAGCAUCCUCCUGAUCGGUGUGUGAGCUGCAUCUGCUGGGGGAGAGCACUGCAGGGUACAAGACUCAUUCUUCAGCACCAGUCCUACAUUACCAAGAUGUAGUGCAGCGUGACCCCUUACAGAUGAAGGUGCUGGGUGGGGACCUGAACACUUUUCUUGAUCCCUUACUUGACCAUAAGCAUUCCACCUCUUCUCCUGUCUCAAUACGUUUGAGGGAUCGAGUUCUCCCUUUGUUUCUGAUGUCCUCUGGGCUUCAGGACACCUGGUGCCUUUUCCAUCCGGAUGAGCGCGGGCAAUGCCGUUUGGAUGUGUGACUUUAGGCGACAAGAAGGAUUAUAAUCAACCCACAGAAGUGAGCGACAAAUAUGAUCUCGGUCAACUCAUCAAGACGGAGGAGUUUUGUGAAGUCUUUCGAGCCAAAGAGAAAUCUUCUGGGAAAUUGUAUACCUGCAAAAGGUUCCUGAAGAGAGAUGGUCGUAAAGUCAGAAAGGCGGCCAAGAAUGAGAUCAACAUCCUGAAAAUGGUUAAGCACCCCAACAUCCUGCAAUUGGUCGAUGUCUUUGAAACGAAAAAGGAAUAUUUCAUCUUCAUGGAGCUAGCAUCGGGCCGUGAAGUCUUUGACUGGAUCUUGGAUCAGGGAUAUUACUCGGAGAAGGACACCAGCAACGUCAUCCGACAGGUCCUAGAGGCGGUGGCAUAUCUACACUCCCUCCGUAUUGUGCACAGGAACCUGAAGUUGGAGAAUUUGCUGUAUUUCAACCGCAUGAAGAAUUCGAAAAUAGUCAUUAGCGAUUUCCAUCUGGCCAAAGUGGAGACAAGUUUGAUCAAAGAGCCAUGCGGGACCCCGGAGUAUCUGGCCCCUGAAGUAGUUGCUCGACAGAGAUAUGGACGACCUGUUGACUGCUGGGCAAUAGGAGUCAUCAUGUAUAUACUUCUCUCCGGGAACCCCCCGUUCUAUGAUGAGAUGGAAGAUGAAGACUAUGAAAGCCAUGACAAGAAUUUGUUCAGGAAGAUCCUGCACGGAGACUACGAGUUUGAUUCGCCAUACUGGGAUGAUAUUUCACCUGCAGCCAAAGACCUGGUGGCCCGUCUGAUGGAGGUGGAUCAGGACCAGCGGGUGACAGCGGCCGACGCAAUAAGCCAUGAAUGGAUUUCAGGGAAUGCAGCAUCGGACAAAAACAUAAAAGAUGGAGUCUGUGCUCAGAUUGAGAAAAACUUUGCUAAAGCCAAAUGGAAGAAAGCCGUACGAGUGACCACCAUGAUGAAGCGGCUGAGAGCUCCAGAACAGACUCAAACAGAGUCAAAAACUCCUUCACCAUCCAAUGAGAAUGAGAGGACGCCAGGCCUGGAAACCCCAGCCAGUACACCAGCCGAGGACACUCCAACUCUGCUUACUCCUUCUCCAGAAGAGACCGGCUGAGAGUCUGGAAGAACAAAGCAGACAACCCAACACCCUCUUCACCGCAGAGCAUACUCUCAUUAACCCUUCCUUCCCCUCCACUCGGGAGGGGUUCUCUGCAGUCAUGUCAUUAACAUUGUUGCUGUCAGAGAGAUCUGCACUUGAUUGCAGUGCAGAGCGAUGUCAGACCUUUCGAUUGCUAGGCAGAACCGCAGCACUAACUCCCAUUGCAUUGCCCCAUUAACCCCUUCACUGCUAGAGCAGAGCCUUUAUUUUUAUUCCGCAUCCCCUUAGUUGCUAGAGAUUUACGCGCUGUUAGAAAAAAGUUAUUUUGUUAUUUUACCUCAUUCCUCACCCCCUAGUUAUGAUGCUAGAUAAAUGACUGCGUCUUGCACCUUUAUGAUCGCCUCUCCUUGACUGCCAUUAUUAAAGUGGACCUCUUACCAUAAGUAAACAUAGAUCUAUUUAAAAAAAUUAUCAAAGUUUAUUACUGAAAAUUUUUAAUGAAAUGUAAUUUUUAGCAGCCUCCCAGGUGCCUCUUUGUGGCAUUUCUUUACUUCCCUCCCACUUGUCUUUAUAAUGAGAAUGAUUAAUGGAUUCCGCUCCCAUACCUGAGAGGGUGGAGUGUUGUAAGAUGAGAGCCAUACCCCCUUAUUAGUGUAGGUCCACUUUAAGCCUGGGGUGUAUUAUACUCCUGUCCAUGUGAUAGGUGGCAAGCUUAUAUCUCCAGAUUGCCUUUGUUCCCUCAUUCCUUUCUGAACACCUUUUGUGUCCCACUUGGGGAACACACAAUGUACAGACCUUUCCUCUGUGUUUUGUAAGCUUUCUUUGAAUAAAUGUGCUGCAUAUCCCA
Molecule: messenger RNA, 2280 nt
Organism: Hyla sarda
Lineage: Eukaryota; Metazoa; Chordata; Amphibia; Anura; Hylidae
Gene: CAMKV
Product: CaM kinase like vesicle associated
Exons: 12
Coding region: 324-1448 (374 amino acids)
Biological process (GO): peptidyl-serine phosphorylation
Cellular component (GO): intracellular anatomical structure
Molecular function (GO): calcium/calmodulin-dependent protein kinase activity; ATP binding; calmodulin binding
Source: RefSeq, a predicted model, not a curated record